GUCCUGCAGCCUCGGAUGCGAGCGCAACAGAGGGGAGCUGGUUGUUCCUACGGGUGGGAGAGCACUGUCACCCCACCACUGUUCCCAUCCCCAAAUUGGCGAGCCCUGGCUCCCACCUGCUCCCCGCGUGCCGGUUUCCUGCGACUUUAAAGUUCCCUCGGCGCACAAAGCAAAAGAGGGAGGAGAAAGGGUUUCAUCAUCGCUCCUGGGACCAGACUUAUAAAAACUUUGCGCUCCGGCUGCCCGCCUCACUCGCUGGCUCAGAGAGUUUUCGGCACGGACCGUGUGUGCUGCCGGCGGUGGGACCGGCUGGAGAGGGACGGCAGCCCAAGCACAGCCCAGCUAUUUGGGGCUCCCCGGGAAGCCACCACGAUGGGAGUCCACCCUGAAGCCAGCAAACUCCCAGCUGACAUCUCCAAAAAGUCCAGCACCUGCUCCCGGAGUAUCUUCUGCAACAUCAAGGUGUUUGUGCUGUGCCAUGGGCUUCUCCAGCUCUCCCAGCUCCUCUACAGCGCCAACUUCAAGAGCAGCCUCACCACCAUUGAGAAGCGCUUUGGGCUCUCCAGUCUCUCUUCGGGUUUCAUCUCCAGCUUGCAUGAGAUCGGCAACGUGGUCCUCAUCAUCUUCGUCAGCUACUUCGGCAGCCGAGUUCACCGACCGCGGGUGAUUGGCGUGGGGGGGCUGCUGCUGGCGCUGGGCGCGUUCCUGGUGACCCUGCCCCACUUCCUAUCAGACCCCUAUGAAUACACCACACUCAGCGCCGGCAACAAGACCCAGGCCCAGGCUGAACUUUGCUACGCAGAUAAUAAAUUCAUGUGCCCAAAUGCCACCCAGGACCCCCAGAAGGAGGCCAGUAGCAUAUGGGCAAUGAUGGUCAUCGCCCAGCUGCUGGCUGGGAUCGGGACGGUUCCCAUCCAGCCCUUCGGCAUAUCCUACGUAGAUGACUUUGCAGAACCAAACAAUUCCCCACUAUAUGUUGCCAUCCUCUUUGCCAUCGCCGUGUUCGGCCCUGCUUUUGGGUACUUGCUGGGAUCCGUGGUGCUGCGGCUCUUUGUGGAUAUCGGAAGAGUUGACAUUGCAACAGUGGCCCUGACGCCGAGGGACCAGCGAUGGAUUGGAGCCUGGUGGCUGGGACUGCUGAUCUCCUCGGGCUGCUUGGUGCUCACGUCCAUUCCGUAUUUCUUUUUCCCUCGGUACAUGGUGAAAGGAGAGGACCCAAAGGCAGAGGCUGGGAUGCUGAGGAAGAUGGAGAAGGGGACGGCUGAAGAAACCUCCCUGCUGGAGUUCGUAAAAAAAUUCCCAAAGAUCUUCCUCCGUCUACUCCUCAACCCCCUCUUCAUCCUCCUGGUGCUGGCUCAGUGCAGCUUCUCCUCAGUCAUCGCGGGUCUGUCCACAUUCCUCAACAAGUUCCUGGAGAAGCAGUAUGGCGCCUCCUCCUCCUACGCCAACUUUCUCAUCGGAGCUGUGAACCUGCCAGCAGCCGCGCUCGGGAUGCUCUUAGGAGGAAUCAUCAUGAAACGCUUCGCCUUCUCCCUCCGGGCCAUCCCCCGCUUUGCCGUGGUGGUGCUUGUCUUCUCCAUCCUCAUCUGCCUGCCCAUUUUCUUCAUGGGCUGCUCCACAGGGCACAUCGAUGGGAUCUACCCCCCCAGUACAUUGAGUUCCCAGCAGCAGGUUAAGGCUCUGAGUGGGUGCCACUGCUCAGAGCACAUCUUUCACCCCGUGUGCGGAGAAAACAACGUGGAGUACAUCUCCCCCUGCUUCGCUGGCUGCACCAACAGCACCACCACUGCUUCCACUCCCAAGCAAGUGAUCUACAGGAACUGUUCCCUGAUCCCUGCUGGGAAAGGGCUGUCCUCCGCCAAGACAGGCUCCUGCCCGCUCAGCUGCUCCCACAUGCUCCUCCCUGCCAUAUUCCUCAUCUCCUUGGCCGCACUGGUCGCCUGCCUGUCCCACAACCCCCUCUACAUGAUGGUUUUACGGGUGGUGAACCAGGACGAAAAGUCAUUUGCCAUCGGAGUCCAGUUUUUACUAAUGAGGCUGCUGGCCUGGCUGCCAGCCCCAGCCAUGUUCGGUGCCCUCAUCGACUCCUCCUGCAUCUACUGGCAGAAGCAGUGCAGCCAGCGCCGGUUCUGCGCCUACUACAACAACGAUUUCCUCCGCAACAGAUACCUGGGGCUGCAGGUGGGCUACAAGGUGGUGGGCACUGCCCUCCUCGCCCUCAUCGGCUGGAAGGUGAAGAGGAGCAAGGAGUACAACGUGCAGGAGAAGGCGGCGGGGCUGGUGUAGCCCCCUGAGGACUGACUCCGCACCCCAUGUUACCAGUACUUUGUCUUUUUUGGGUUUGUUUUGCCUCCCACGGCAGUGACUUUACCUCGGCAGCUCCAAGCUCCUCUCCUGCAGCCCGUGGCACCGUCGUGCUCCUGGCAAGGGACAUUCUGUGCCAGCCCCAUCCUGGCACCGAUUUCUCCGUCGCUUUGGGGAGGGCGCGGCCCCCAGCACCUGGAGCAGGAGGGAGAUGGGGGCUGGACCACAGCCACAUCCUAUAUCCCAGAGAAGUACCUGCUGCGGGUGACGGUCCCAGCUCUGGUGUGACGUUCCCAGCAGGGUGAUGCCCUCCAGCUGGGACAGGAGCAGGGGGACAGCUGCUACCCCUGUGGGGCUGCCCUGCGUCCCCCCAUCUGCUCUUCUUGCAGAGGUCAGCGUGGAUAUCGCACACGUGUUGUGACAAGUUAUCACCAAGGGUUUGGUUUUUAUUUUUGCAGAACAUUUGGGGGGGGUUGUUGCUUUUUUUUUUUUUUUAAAUAAAGGUCACUUUUCCAA
This is a messenger RNA of Columba livia (rock pigeon), 2820 nucleotides long. RefSeq names its product solute carrier organic anion transporter family member 2A1 (gene SLCO2A1). The transcript has 14 exons. Gene Ontology annotation, molecular function: prostaglandin transmembrane transporter activity; protein binding. Gene Ontology annotation, biological process: prostaglandin transport; transmembrane transport; sodium-independent organic anion transport. The coding region runs from base 373 to 2286 and encodes 637 amino acids. Gene Ontology annotation, cellular component: plasma membrane. The record is from RefSeq and is a predicted model, not a curated record. Lineage: Eukaryota; Metazoa; Chordata; Aves; Columbiformes; Columbidae.